CCGCGCCGCAGACAUGCAGGCUCCAGAGGCGCGCUGCCUGCCACCGCUGCAACCAUGGUGACGGCCGCGACGCUGCAGCUGCUGCUGGUGCUCGCGCUGUCCACCCCGCGCUCAGGGUGCAGUCUGCUGCCAACCGCAGGGCGACAAGCCCCGGAGGCACCGCGUAGCUCUCGUGGCGGAGGUGACGACUGGCUGCUGCGUGCGUCGCGCCCGGAGCAGCGUCGCGGUGGCGUGGUGUCGGUGCGCCUCUGGUGGCGACCUCCCGAACCACCACCUGCAGGGCGCGGCGCCUUCCUGGUCACGUGGGAGGUGGCCGGCGGCGCGCUGCGCGGGAACCUGGUCACCGACGCCCGCUGCGCCACACUCUCCCUACAGCCCGCCACCGUCUUCCGCAUCCAGCUCUGCUAGGAUUUCGUGCAGCGACGACGUGAGCAGCCUCGUCACUCAUCCUGCCAGACCUUGG
Molecule: messenger RNA, 463 nt
Organism: Schistocerca gregaria
Lineage: Eukaryota; Metazoa; Arthropoda; Insecta; Orthoptera; Acrididae
Exons: 3
Coding region: 55-408 (117 amino acids)
Source: RefSeq, a predicted model, not a curated record